CUCCAGCAGCAUGAAGGCAGUUUUCACGCUUCCGGAGAAAACGCACGGUCCAGGGCCAGUGUUCUUUACAUGGCAAAAGUCGAGCGGCAAUUAUCUCGUGACGACUGGCUACGAUCAGACAGUAAACGUGUACGACCGUCACGGCGACCGAAAGGAUCAAAUCAGCCUGCCUGGUAUGUGCACGGGUCUGGGCUACGACAAAGACGGCGACACGCUGGGGAUCAUCACGGACCGAUCGGCGCGGCUUUUCCUGUGGGAUGCGAACACCCAGCAGCUGGCCCAGGUGGACACGGGCCUUAGGGAUGUGUUGACAUUACUUCUGUGGGCCAAGACGGGGCCUUUUCUGGCUAUUGGAACCUCAAAGGGAAACCUUCUUAUCUACCAUCAUCGAUCCUGUAGAAAGGUGCCCAUUUUGGGAAAACAUGCCAAAAGGAUCACCUAUGGUGCUUGGAGCCAGCAAAACAUGCUGGCCUUGGUUGGCGAGGACAAUAUGCUGACGGUCAGCAACCAAGAGGGAGACACACUAUGUCAAACAACACUGAAAUCGGAGGCUACGCUGGUGCAGUUCUCAUGCAUGAAAAAGGAUGAAAGAAGCACGGCUGAAAACACAGUCAGUCUGGUGUUAAACAAGAAGACUCUGCUCCUCCUUGAUAUAUAUGACCCUGAAAACCCGUAUGUUCUUGCAUUUCAGGAAAUGUACGGGAAGAUAAUCGAGUACAAAUGGUAUGGAGCAGGCUACGUUCUCCUAGGAUUUACAAAUGGUUACUUUGUAACUAUCUCAACAAGUCCUAAAGAUAUAGGCCAAGAGAUGAUGCAAGUUCGCUGUCACAAGCAAUCACUCUCACACAUUGCUAUAUGCCUGUCCCAGAACAAAGUGGCAUCAUGCAGUGACAAUAUCAUCAAAGUAUAUGACCUUUCUGAUUUGCAAGAUGUGCAGUCGGUAGUUACUGUGGAUGAUGUGCGGAAGAUUGAAUGGCUUGACUGGUCUGAUGAUGGCCAAUUCCUGGGAGCAGGAGGUGCAGGGGGCAGUUUGCAUGUCUUUCUCACAAAGCUGCCUGCCUUGGGCUACAGCCUUGGUCAUCGGUUUGCUUAUUUGACAUCUCUCACUGAGGUAACUGUAGACAGUGUCACAGAGCCUGAACUGCACAUGACACUUAGGGUGGAUAUUGAGCCAAGUUUCAUCGCUUUAGGCCCAUUUCACCUUGUUGUAGGCAUGAACAAUCACGCUUGGUUUUAUGCACUGGGUGACAAGUCAAUGGUUCCGCUUCAUGACAAAGAAUAUUUGGGAACUGUAAAAAGUAUGAAGCUAAAUGGAGACUAUGCUGCAGCUCUAUUUGAUGGUAAACUACAGCUGCAGCUCAUAGAAAUUGAAAACAGUGACCUGGAAGAACGAGAAAGCAAGCUAUUUCCAGACUCUACUCACGGCCAUGUGAAGAUAUUGUGCCACACAGUUACAGAUGACUUUUUGAUAUAUGGGACCGACACAGGCUUUAUAGAGUUUUUUUUCCUUGAGGACUGGACCAUCAUCAAUAGGUACAAACACUCCAGUGGAAUCCGACAGCUUCACCUCGACCCAUCAAAUACACGACUAGUGGCACUAGAUGACAGGUCACAAGGGUUUGUAUACAACCCUGUUAAUGACCAUGUGAUAGACAUUGCGAACAUACCUCCAGCUGCUAGGGGCGUUUUCUGGGACCAGCAUUUGGACAACAGGGGUUGCUUUGCAGUAUUUGACGACAGUAAUGUCUACGUCUAUAUGUAUGUUUCAGACACAGUGGUAGGCGCCAUUGUAGAGGCUGUUCGCAAAAUUAGCAUCCCUUCAGGGCAGCACCCAUUGCUGUUGCAUGAUGGCAGCUUGACUUGUCAGACACAGAGUGGGAAAACUGCACUGCUACUAGUCACAGGGACAGAAGACAAGGGAAAUAACAGCGCUGCUCACCAACGAGAAGUGCUUACAGAAUGCCUCAAAUUGCGCAGGUUUAACAAUGCCUGGCAAGUGUGUCAACGUAUGAAUUCAAAGAAAGAGUGGACUGAAUUUGGCAACAGUGCCCUAUUUAAUUUAGACCUUGACUUGGCAAUAAGAAUUUUCCGGCAAAUCGGCGAUGUUGGAAUGGUUUGGUCACUGCGGGAGCUAUGUGAAAUCGAAGACAAAAAUCUUCUGGCAGCCUAUUUAGCCUUGUUCAAAGGAGAUUUUGGAGUUGCACAAGAGCUCUUCCUGGCAUCCAGCCAGCCAACAGCUGCAUUGCAAAUGCGCCGUGACCUGCUGCAUUGGGAACAGGCACUGCAACUUGCAAAGCGCCUGGCCCAGCAACAGAUACCUUUUAUUUCAAGAGAGUACGCACAGCAGCUUGAGCUUGCCAAUGACAAUACCAACGCAUUAACCUACUAUGAGACUGGCAUAACAAACGAUCCAGAGUACAUAGACCACGAUAAAGCCUGCCGUGCAGGCUUAGCACGCACGUCACUCCGAUGUGGAGACAUUAGAAAAGGAGUCAAAGUUGCCAAAGAGCUCAACAGCAGAACGCUGUUGCGGGAGUGUGCAGAGAUUCUUGAAAGCAUGAAGCAAAACCAAGAGGCAGCUCCUCUUUACGAACAGGGAAACUACUAUGAUAAAGCAGCCAACCUUUACAUAAAACUUAAAAAUUGGAACAAGGUUGGUGAACUCCUCCAGCACAUAACAUCGCCCAAAAUAUAUGCACAAUAUGCUAAGGCUAAGGAAGCUGACGGACGUUAUGCAGAGGCAGCAAAAGCUUACGAGCAGGCACAUGACAUCGAAAGUGUCGUUCGUAUACAGUUGAACAACCUAAACAAUCUGGAGGAGGCGGUACGACUGGUUAAACAGACAAGGUCAAUGGAGGGUGCAAAACUUGUUGCCAAGUUCUUUCAGAAGUUGGGAGACAGUGUGUCUGCAAUACAAUUUCUUGUGCUUUCAAAGUGCACAGAUGAAGCUUUUCAGUUAGCGAAAAGCUGCAAGCUAAUGGAUGCCUACGCUGCCGCCAUUGGUGACAAUGGCUCUCCUGAUGACUUCAACAUUAUUGCUACCUAUUACGAGGAAGAGCGCAAUAACUUUGAUGCUGGUAAAUUCUAUCUGAAAGCUGGACAAUACAAGCAAGCCAUCAAGCUUCUUCUAAAAGCUACUACAAAAGAUGAUGAUGAGCCAAUCAAUUUAAUUGUCCAAGCUGCCGCAGCAGCUGCUGAUGACCAGACAACCAGACAGGUCAUUGAGUUUCUAAUGGGUGAAACGGAUGGAGUGCCCAAAGACUUCAAGCAUCUCUUCAGGCUGUACAUGGGGCUCUGUCAAUACAAGGAGGCAGGCAAAACCGCUGUUGUCAUUGCACGUGAAGAGCAGAAUGCUGGAAACUAUCGGAAUGCACAUGAUGUUCUACUGAGCAUGUACCAGGAAUUACGAAAGCAGCAGAUCAAAGUUCCGGCUGAAAUGCAUCACAACCUGAUGCUCCUCCACAGCUACAUCCUGGUGAAGGUCCACAUUCGUCAUGGCAACCAUAUGCAGGCUGCUCGGCUGCUGGAGCGUGUGGCAAACAGCAUCAGUCGUUUUCCAGCACACACAGUCCCAAUUCUGACCUCAGCUGUUGUAGAAUGUCAGCGUGCUGGUCUCAAGAACUCUGCAUUCACCUAUGCCAGCACCUUGAUGCGGCCUGAGUAUCGUAGUCAGAUUGACCCCAAGUAUCGGAAGAAGGUGGAAGCCAUAGUGCGCAAGCCCCACCGGGAACAGGAAGAAGCAGAUCACUCGCCAUGCCCCUUCUGCAACUUCAGCUUGGCUGAAAUGGAGUUGCUGUGCUCCCAGUGCACAGCCAACUUGCCAUUCUGCCUAGCGACAGGCAAGCACAUUGUGAAAGAUGACUUCACGCAGUGUCCGAGCUGCCAUUUCCCCGCCAUCCACACACAAUUCCGUGAACUGCUCGCAAUGGAGACCAACUGCCCUAUGUGCCUUCAGCCAGUGUCUGCAGACCAAUUACAGCCUGGAAAGUUUGAGCCAGAGGUAUAUGAAGAAACAGAGGAGUAGCAUCAAAGUCAAGCGGUUUACAAAGGCUUCAAGAGAUCUUGUCCACUUUAAAGGGCACAAAGAGGCAGAAUUGGUGCCUCGCCCUUCCUACUCUGACCACUGACAAUGGAACCACUAGUCAGACAAGACAAUCCCAUGUCCCUUUUGGCCUUCAUUCAGCAUGGGCAUUAAACUGGAGUUUGCAAAGAGCAAAUUAAGAAAAGAAGCUUAUGUUGAAAAUGUAAUUUGAUGACAUGGUGUUGUUCAUGUUGUAAAAAAAGAUUUAUUUUGGACUGCCAGAAAUCUUCAAGCAAUAAAAACUUUAAUGUUUGAA
This is a messenger RNA of Rhipicephalus sanguineus (brown dog tick), 4337 nucleotides long. It is a transcript of the gene Oseg6, whose product is annotated as WD repeat-containing protein 19. The record is from RefSeq and is a predicted model, not a curated record. Gene Ontology annotation, cellular component: cilium; intraciliary transport particle A. Gene Ontology annotation, biological process: intraciliary retrograde transport; cilium assembly. Bases 11 to 4024 code for a protein of 1337 amino acids. Gene Ontology annotation, molecular function: protein binding. The transcript has 2 exons. NCBI's taxonomy places the organism in Eukaryota, Metazoa, Arthropoda, Arachnida, Ixodida, Ixodidae.